Molecule: messenger RNA, 333 nt
Organism: Trichoderma gamsii
Lineage: Eukaryota; Fungi; Ascomycota; Sordariomycetes; Hypocreales; Hypocreaceae
Product: vacuolar ATPase
Exons: 4
Coding region: 1-333 (110 amino acids)
Biological process (GO): proton transmembrane transport
Cellular component (GO): vacuolar proton-transporting V-type ATPase complex
Molecular function (GO): proton-transporting ATPase activity, rotational mechanism
Source: RefSeq, a predicted model, not a curated record
AUGCUCGAGAAUCGCAAUGCGAGAAUACACGAAUCCGCAGCGAGAAACUGCAAUUCUGACAUACAAACGACGCAUAUAGUCCGAACCAAGCGCGUCAAGGAGGCCCGUGACGAAGCCAAGAAGGAAAUCGCCGAUUACAAGGCCAAGAAGGAAGACGAGUUCAAGAAGUUUGAAGCCGAGCACAGCAAGGGUAACGAGGCCGCCGAGCAGGAAGCUAGCAAGGAGGCCGAGAAGCAGAUUGAGGUGAUUAAGGAGGCCGGCAAGAAGAACCAGGAUACCGUUGUGAAGAACCUGCUGCAGGCGGUGUUUGACGUUAAGCCUGUGGCUGCGUGA